Talaromyces atroroseus is the source of this 1059-nucleotide messenger RNA. RefSeq lists its product as hypothetical. Bases 1 to 1059 code for a protein of 352 amino acids. The record is from RefSeq and is a predicted model, not a curated record. Lineage: Eukaryota; Fungi; Ascomycota; Eurotiomycetes; Eurotiales; Trichocomaceae. The transcript has 2 exons.
AUGCCUUCCAAAUCGAUUCAGCUUGGCCACGAGGCAGGCACGAGCCUUUUUUCGUCUUUUGUCAAGUCCCAGUUCCUUACUAGAUCUCAACGGGCACCAGAAGAUACAAAUCUCACUGGUCAAGUUGCAAUCAUUACCGGCGGCAGUUCGGGGCUGGGAUACUACUGCGCUCGUCACCUUCUUUCCCUGAAACUGUCAUGUCUAAUUCUGGCUGUGCGAUCAGUAGAGAAAGGCAAAUCUGUUGCCGAAAAGUUCCUUCUCGAUUACCCAACUGCCAAAGUAGAGGUCUGGCAUCUCGAAAUGACCUCGUAUAACUCUAUUCAGGCAUUUUGCCGACGCGUGCAGGCAGACCUCCCUCGACUUGAUAUCACUAUUCUUAACGCGGGUGCUAUCAAGGGCGAAUUUGGUCUUUGUUCAACUGGUCACGAAGAGGUAAUUCAGGUGAAUUAUCUGUCUACGUUUCUUUUGGCAAUUCUUAUGCUUCCAAUGGCCAAAGACAAAGCGCCUCUUGGUACCCCGGGCAGACUUACAAUCGUGAGCUCUGGAGUAGCCCUGUGGGCAAAGAUGCCAAAUCGUAACGAGAGACCGUUGCUGUCUUCGUUCGAUGACACUAAAGUCUUGCCAUGGGACCCAGUGGAGCGAUACUUCUCAUCCAAGAUGCUGGGGCAUCUGUUCUUUGUGCGGAUGCUCGAGUAUCUCAACGCAGACGACGUAAUUGUCAACAUGGUUGAGCCAGGAAUGUGCAAAGGCUCGGAACUGCACCGAGAUGUGACGGGUGGUGCUGGUAUCUUCCUCGACAUUUACAAAGGUUUGACUGGGCGGAAACCUGAAAAUGGGGCUUGGACUUAUGUAGACGCCUGUGUGGUAAAGGGAAAGGAGUCACAUGGAUGUUUCUGCAUGGACUGGAAAAUUCAUCCAUUCACCAAACUCGUCUAUCUACCAGAAGGCAAACCGAUCAUGGAUAUACUGUGGGAAGACACAAUGGCUGAGCUUGAGUUUGCUGGAGCACGUCAAAUCUUGGAAAAAUGUAAAAGAACAUCGAGUGAUAACGACUUGUGA